Messenger RNA from Sinocyclocheilus rhinocerous, 438 nucleotides. RefSeq names its product cell division cycle-associated protein 7-like. Gene Ontology annotation, cellular component: nucleus. The transcript has 4 exons. NCBI's taxonomy places the organism in Eukaryota, Metazoa, Chordata, Actinopteri, Cypriniformes, Cyprinidae. The record is from RefSeq and is a predicted model, not a curated record. The coding region runs from base 1 to 438 and encodes 145 amino acids. Gene Ontology annotation, biological process: regulation of DNA-templated transcription.
AUGACAAAGAUGAAAGAGCCACGUCGGCGCAGCUAUAACAGCACUCUGACGAUUCCUCAUGUCGUGAGGCCUGUGGAGGAAAUCACUGAGGCUGAACUGGACAACAUCUGUGUCAACGCCAGAGAGAAGAUUUACAACCGGGCCACUGGAUCCACCUGCCAUCAGUGUCGGCAAAAAACAACCGACACCAAGACCAGCUGCCGCAACCCAGAAUGCGUGGGAGUUCGUGGGCAGUUCUGCGGGCCUUGUCUCAAGAACAGAUAUGGAGAAGACGUCCGUGAUGCCCUCCUGAGCCCGGAGUGGCUUUGCCCCCCGUGCAGGGGCAUCUGUAACUGCAGUUUCUGCCGUGCCAGAGAGGGCCGCUGUGCUACAGGUGUGCUCGUGUACCUGGCCAAAUACCACGGCUAUGAUAAUGUCCACUCCUAUCUGAAAAGGUAA